This is a messenger RNA of Acinonyx jubatus (cheetah), 4051 nucleotides long. RefSeq names its product solute carrier family 24 member 5 (gene SLC24A5). Gene Ontology annotation, molecular function: calcium, potassium:sodium antiporter activity; calcium channel activity. NCBI's taxonomy places the organism in Eukaryota, Metazoa, Chordata, Mammalia, Carnivora, Felidae. The record is from RefSeq and is a predicted model, not a curated record. The transcript has 9 exons. Gene Ontology annotation, cellular component: membrane. The coding region runs from base 57 to 1562 and encodes 501 amino acids. Gene Ontology annotation, biological process: calcium ion transmembrane transport; intracellular calcium ion homeostasis; melanocyte differentiation.
UAGUCCUCCCUUUCCCCCUUCCCAACGCGGCACACUGCAGUGAGAGCACGGCAGAAAUGCAGACCGAAGGGGGCCAACGGUGGGCAAGAAGGGCUCUGCUCCUCGGCGUCCUCUGGGCCACCGCACACUUGCCUUCUUCAGGUGCACCCUUGCCCCGGCGUCUCCUGAGGGCCACAGGAAAUAGCACCCAAUGCACUGUACGUCCAUCCCUGGAAUUUCCUGAAGGGUUUUUCACAAAACAGGAGCGCACAGAUGGAGGCAUUGUAAUCUACUUCCUAAUUAUCCUGUACAUGUUCAUGGCCGUGUCUAUUGUCUGUGAUGAGUACUUCCUACCCUCCCUGGAAAUCAUCAGCGAAUCCCUUGGAUUGUCUCAGGAUGUUGCAGGUGCAACUUUUAUGGCAGCCGGUAGUUCAGCUCCUGAGCUGGUUACUGCUUUCCUGGGUGUAUUUAUCACAAAGGGAGACAUUGGCAUUAGCACCAUUCUUGGAUCUGCAAUGUAUAACCUCUUUGGCAUCUCUGCAGCUUGUGGCUUACUAUCUAAUGUGGCCUCAACGCUAUCAUGUUGGCCCUUAUUCAGAGACUGUGCAGCAUAUGGAAUUAGUGUAGCUGCAGUUCUUGGCAUAAUAUUCGACAACCAAGUUUACUGGUAUGAAGGAACUUUACUGCUUUUGAUAUAUGGAUUAUAUGUUUUGGUGCUGUGUUUUGACAUUAAAGUUAACCAAUAUAUUAUAAAGAAAUUCAGCCCUUGCUGCACUUGUCUUGCCGAAACUAUGGAGAGGAGAAGUGAGCAAGAACCACUGAUGGGAUGGGAAGACGAGGGUCAGCCACUCAUCCGUCGGCAAUCAAGAACUGACAGUGGGAUUUUUCAUGACGAUUCUGGCUACUCUCAGCUUCCUUUAAGUUUACAUGGUCUUAGUCAGGUUUCUGAAGAUCCACCAAGUGUUUUCAAUAUGCCUGAAGCAGACUUAAAAAGAAUUUUUUGGGUACUAUCCCUUCCUAUCAUUACCUUACUUUUUCUAACCACACCAGAUUGUAGAAGAAAGUUUUGGAAAAAUUACUUUAUGAUAACCUUUUUCGUGUCGGCACUAUGGAUAUCCGCAUUUACAUAUAUCCUGGUUUGGAUGGUCACAAUAACUGGGGAAACAUUAGAAAUUCCAGACACAGUAAUGGGCCUUACUUUAUUAGCAGCAGGAACAAGCCUGCCAGACACGAUUGCCAGUGUGUUGGUUGCAAGAAAAGGCAAAGGAGAUAUGGCUAUGUCUAACAUCGUGGGAUCCAAUGUGUUUGAUAUGCUGUGCCUAGGUGUUCCAUGGUUUAUUAAAACUGCAUUUAUAAAUGCAUCAGCUCCUGUAGAAGUGAACAGCAGAGGACUAACUUACAUAACCAUCUCUCUCAACAUUUCUAUUAUUUUCCUUUUUUCAGCAGUUCACUUCAAUGGCUGGAAACUAGACAGAAAGCUGGGAGUAGUCUGCCUAUUAUUAUACUUGGGGAUUACCACAUUAUCGGUUCUAUAUGAACUUGGAAUCAUCGGAAAUAAUAAAAUAAGGGGCUGUGGAGGUUGAUAUUAAUAGGGUUAUGUGGAAAACGUGGAUGAUGGGAGAAGGAAGAGCAGGAAAACUCCAUUUCUUCAUUUAAGUCAAAUAAAAAAUAUCCUGAACUUUAGAAUCUAAAACUUACUUACAGUAAUUCUUCAUCACCAAAGAAAAGUAAUUUAAAACCAACCCAAAAUCACAUCCUAAUUUGUCUGAGCCCUUUCUUUUCAAGGACAAUUACAUAUAUAAAAUGGAAGUUUUGAAAAAACCAUCUGUUUUACCUUACAGUAAGUUGAUAAAAGUUGAGGAAACUUGGACAAAUCCCACUAUGUAGUACUGAAAGUAACAACAAGAAAAAUGGCUUAUUUCAUUAAAAACAGUAUAACCAUUCAUUUAAACUGAAUGACCAACUUGCUGUCUUUAAAAACCCAAACUUGAGAUUAACAAAAACCACAGUAUAUUUAACACUAUACUGUUAAAAGCUGGUGGGAGUUUUAAAAGUUCAUUUUUACAGCUUUUGUAAGCAUACAGUAUUACUAAAAAAAAAUGACUUUUUCUAGGAGAUUCAGCAAAACAGAUGUAAGAAUGUUCCAACCGCGGUUUAAAAUUACGCAUUACGAUCCAAGCGAACAUCGAUUUCUCUGCCACUGAUUUUUAUGCCAUUCAUUAUUCUGCAUGCUUUUUCAGCUGAUUCUGGGGAGUCAAAUCUGACUGUUCCACAGCCUUUUGACUUUCCAUUCUCCAUUUUUAUUUCUGCAAACAUUACAUGACCUGUGAAAGAAAAAUUAUAAAAUUACUAGUCAGUUUAAGUGGAUUUCAUCUCACUACACAGGUCUGAUAUUCCUCAUAGCCAAUGAAAUGAUAAAUAGCUGGCUAAAAAUAUUAAUGAUUUAAAAAUAACAUCAUAUAAACAUUAUUCUCAUCAUUUUACAUUCUGAAUAUAAACAUGUUAAAGUAUACAAAAUAGGAAUAAAAAUAAAUUUGCUUAGGAUUUAAUAUUUUAUUAAAGUAGAACAUAAAAAAAUACUUUUAAAUUCUUAGUUUCUGAAGUAAAUUUAUAGCAGCAAGGCAAACAGCAUAAAAUGCCAGCAAGUCACCAUGCACAAUAACAAACUUACAAAUAUGAACAAAAUUACUGUUAGAAAAAAAAAAUUUUUUUUCACUUUCUACCCAAUCUCCCCAAUCUCUCCUUUCCCUUAUAUCUUCCUUUUCAUUAUUUCACCACUGCAAAUAGUAGCAACUGCCCAGAAUUUCAAUUUUUACCAGGCCAAAAAGGGCCCCACUAAUUCUACUUAUUAACCACAGUGCCAUUUUAUUUAUUCAAUACCACAAUUUGAACUCCAGUGUAAGAGUGGUACCAAAUAGGUUAUGGAAAUAGGCAUGGAAGAGAUAGCAUAGAUUAAAUCAAUAGAAGUAACAGUGAUGGUAAGGCCCAAAGAACCUCAGAGAAGCUUCGAGGAGGAGGAAGAAAAUCAGACAAUUAUUGCAUAUACAGGUAAUAUCACUGCUGAUAUUCAUCAAAUCAUUCAUCAAAUUACAAAAUAUCCAUAAACAUCCACCACCCAAACCAGAACACCUUUGAGAGUAAAAUGGAGAGUGAUUAGUAAUUACACACAAAUAACAGAUGAAAAGGAAACUAUCCCCAGGCAAACUGGGAUGUAUUAUCAUCAGAUCCACACACAUUUAGGGGAGUUGUGUGCCCACUUACCAUAUUUCCUUUCCUUGAAUAUUAUAUAGUGGCCAAAUCACUACAGACUAAUUUUAGUCUAGCAACAUACUUAGAAAGCCAAACAUAUUUAGUUCUAUAAAGGGACAAAAAAGGAGAGGGAGAUAAUAAAAGCCUUAUUAAAAAAAAAAAUUGCAUAAGCCCUUUCCCAGGUGAUAGGAUCUAUUUUAACUUCAAUGCAGGAGUAGAAAAAAAAUUUUUUUUUCUGUUUAAAUCUUGAUCUGAAUGAUUUAUUAUCUAUAACAUCCUGGACUACUCUGUUUUUGUUUUUUCAACCAUUUCCCCAAUCCCACCCUUACUGCAUUUUUUAAAACCAACUGGUAAUCAACUGCUCACCCUAACUAAAUGGUCCAAGUUAAUAAAUGUCAUGAGUCAAAACCAUGAUCUUGUAACCGAGGCCAGGGAGCCUUUAACUGUUCUAGAAGUUAUAAAACAUACUAAUCCCCAGAAAAAAAUUAUAUUAUCAUGGUUAAAGUAAAUUCAAACAAUAUAUAACCAACCUACAAUUCGUUAAAACAAAACAAAAAACAUAGAAAUCACAUUUUCUAAUAAACAACAUAAAAUGAAACUUUAAAAAACUUUAAAGAUAGAUGCAAAGCAAUUUCCAGAGUCCUCUUAAUAUUGUGAAUGCUGAGACCUGGAAAAAGAAGUUUAAUUAAAGCAUAACUUGGUCAAAGACAGCACAGUACGGUGAUUUUGGUGGAUUACUGUGGAGAAUUUUCAAGGGCUUUUAAAGUUAGAGGUUCUUCCUUAUCUACUUUCACCUUUCAUAAAAACUUAGGGCUUCUCUUAA